CUCAGGUCGCACACUGAAAAUUCACCAUGAAGUUCAUCGGCCUUGUAGCGCUCCUUGCUCCAGCCGUCUUGGCCGCCGAUUUUAUUAGUAUCCUCCAAGAAAAAUGCAGUGAUAUGCCGCCGAAUUGUCUCGAAAUUGCAAAGGAUGUCCAUCAAACAGGAAAAAGGCCUAAUAUUGUUAAAGACAUGGCGGGUCUAGGGGCUUGUAAUCCGUAUUACCAGAAAUGCAUCCAAAGGCUCUCUGCAUCUCUCGAGAGGCGCUCUGCUGACGCCGCCCAGGAAAACGUCGUUACAUGCAUACUGCAGAUCCAGCCUGAUCAUUUCCUCUUCAUGGCUAACCCAGCUCAUGCUAAGAUACCGUUUCCGGCUGGCCAAACUUGUUCGUUACGAGACAUGCACCGCCUAGCGCACGUUGUACUCAGUGAGGGCGCUCGUUGAGCAGAUAAGAAUAGCAGAGGUUGGGAAGAUGGUAGCAGGGUUGAACUUCGACAAUAACCACAGAAUUCGAGUGCUCAGAUAUUCCAUGGAAGGCCUAGCUUACACCAGCAAAACAGCGCUAUACCGCUACUGUUGAUUUAUUAGAUCCUCCGAAGCU
Molecule: messenger RNA, 594 nt
Organism: Trichoderma virens Gv29-8
Lineage: Eukaryota; Fungi; Ascomycota; Sordariomycetes; Hypocreales; Hypocreaceae
Exons: 4
Coding region: 27-437 (136 amino acids)
Source: RefSeq, a predicted model, not a curated record